CUAAAGGAUGAGGCUUAACUGUUUUUAGGUCUCCUAGGUUCAUCCUCAAUGGAGCCCACUAAAGGAUGAGGUUUAGCUGUUUUUAGGUCUCCUAGGUUCAUCCUCAAUGGAGCCUACUGCUGCUGAACUCAAGGCCAAGCUUUCUCAAAUGAAGAAAAUCAAGAGUAGCAGCAAGAGCGGUGGUAAGCGCAAGUCAGAACCUAGCUCUGGCAAUGGCUCCAUACCUCCUGCCAAGGUGCUCAGGACUGGCAUGUCACAUACUUCCUCGUCCCCAGCUGUCCUAGAUCUCCCAUCUCAAGGUGUUUCACUUUUUGCUCCAAGCGUUGCUGCUUUAGGACAGGCAUCUCCUUCAGCCUCUAAGGUCGACAGAGCUCUAGAAGAGACCACCCGAAUCCUAACCUUUCUCGAUCCCCCCUCUGCAUCAUUUUCUCGACCCCUUUCUGAAAGCUUCAAGGCUUUGAAGAAGGAGCAUCUCAAGGUAGAAAAGAGCGAAGGAUCUUUUCUCGACAGCCUUGACCUCGCUACUGGAGCCUUUUCUUCUAUUCUUCCCAACUCAGAUGUAAAAAAGGCUCUCUUAAUAUCCCUUGAGGAUUCAAUAGCUCUGUUUAUCAUGGAUAAGCUGCAGUAAGUUCUCACUUUCUGCCUUACACAUACAACAUUGUUUUUUUUACCCGAACUUCACUAACUUUUAUCUGUUUCCCUCU
This is a messenger RNA of Ilex paraguariensis (yerba mate), 704 nucleotides long. NCBI's taxonomy places the organism in Eukaryota, Viridiplantae, Streptophyta, Magnoliopsida, Aquifoliales, Aquifoliaceae. The record is from the annotation of a GenBank genome assembly.